AUGACAGUUCCGGAAGGGAUUCCCAAUCCACAUAAUCUUGUAUGUCGUCUGCGUAAAUCUCUGUAUGGCCUGAAACAGGCAUCCAGAGAAUGGUUUGACAAACUUCAAAGUGAACUGCUUGAUCAGGGUUUUGUUAAGUCUAAAAAUGAUUGUUGUUUGUUCAUCAAGCGGCAUGACACACACAUUACAAUAAUGGUUGUCUACGUUGAUGAUAUCAUAAUCACAGGAACAGACAUAGCUUCCAUUACAGCAAUCAAGCAGCAUCUUGAUAUUGCUUUCAGCAUUAAGGACCUGGGUGUUCUUCACUACUUUCUUGGUAUCGAAGUUGAUUAUGUACCAGAUGGAACAGUCUUAACUCAGUCAAAAUUUACUAAAGAGCUUCUACACAACUUGCCUUUUGAUGUUUCAAAGAAGGUAGCUACUCCAUUGCCUGCUGCACUCAAACUGAAUAAUGAGACAGGACCAUUGAUCCAAGAUCCAGAAAUAUAUCGUUCUUUGGUAGGCAAGCUUAACUAUCUCACAAAUACACGUCCUGAUCUUAAUUACUCAGUCCAAGUUCUCAGUCAAUUUAUGCAUGCUCCACGAGUCCCACACUGGGAAGCCUUGAUACACACAAUACGUUACAUUGCUCACUCAUGUCAUCAAGGUAUUUUACUACGAGCAUCAGACCAGUUAACACUCCAAGCAUAUUCUGACAGUGAUUGGGCUGCAUGUCCCAACACUCGACGCUCUAUCACUGGCUAUGUUUUAUUAUUUGGAUCAUCUCCUGUAGCAUGGAAAUCAAAAAAACAGAGCACAGUCUCAAAAUCAUCUUCUGAAAGUGAAUAUCGAGCCAUGGCUUCUGCUGCAGCUGAUGUGACUUGGACAGUAAGAUUACUUGAAGAACUUGGAGUCACAAACCUGAAACCAGUCACUCUUCAUUGUGACAAUCAGUCAUCUAUAGCCAUUGCAAAGAAUCCCGUGUUUCAUGAACGCACAAAACACAUUGAAAUUGACAUGCAUUUCACUCGUGACAAGGUUAUGGAAGGUCUUCUGCAACUUACUUAUCUUCCUACAACACAGCAGCUUGCUGAUGUUUUCACAAAGAUACUGCCAGCUUCCCAAUUUGAUCUCCUUCUAUCCAAGCUAGGAGUGGUUUCUUCCCCUCCUACCUUGAGGGGGGAUAUUGAGUAUAACACAUCACAGCAUCAAGCACACGUUGCUCAUGCUCACCACAGUGAUAUAAUAUCUCAACAUAAAGAUACACUUGUAGACUUAAGUGUAUUAUUUCGUAAUUUACAGAUGCCACAUCAUCCACCAUGA
This is a messenger RNA of Daucus carota subsp. sativus, 1302 nucleotides long. RefSeq lists its product as uncharacterized. The transcript has a single exon. The record is from RefSeq and is a predicted model, not a curated record. Lineage: Eukaryota; Viridiplantae; Streptophyta; Magnoliopsida; Apiales; Apiaceae. Bases 1 to 1302 code for a protein of 433 amino acids.